AUGGAUCAGGAAGCUAAGAUGCAGCUGCGAUUGAUCAGUCUAUCGGGUGAGAGGUUCGUCCGGCUCACAAUCGAUGAAGUGGACUAUCUUUACUUGUAUCGUCCAAAUCCUCAAAUGCCUUUUGCGGAGCAAGUGGCCGAUAUGCAAAGGCCACUUGGUCUAUCCAAUUCUCCACCAGAUUGUGGGCAGAGUCAUGCCAUGUGCGAUAAGCCGCAUCAGCAGGCGGCGAUGACCGAUAUUCUAGACACCAACGAGCCGCUUCACAUCUCAGAUUCGGAAGCGUUUCUGCACUGGCUUUUUCUUUUUUCCAUCUUGCGUGGAAGCGACGGAGUUAUCCUCGGUGCUAGCAAGGUCCCACAGAUUGUGCGGAACGCAAGUGAUGUGGUCAAGGGCCCGUUGCCAGUGGAAGUAGUGCACGAGCUUGGCGCGCUAUGA
Penicillium maclennaniae is the source of this 435-nucleotide messenger RNA. RefSeq lists its product as uncharacterized. The record is from RefSeq and is a predicted model, not a curated record. NCBI's taxonomy places the organism in Eukaryota, Fungi, Ascomycota, Eurotiomycetes, Eurotiales, Aspergillaceae. Bases 1 to 435 code for a protein of 144 amino acids. The transcript has a single exon.